Messenger RNA from Linnemannia hyalina, 1266 nucleotides. The record is from the annotation of a GenBank genome assembly. Lineage: Eukaryota; Fungi; Mortierellomycota; Mortierellomycetes; Mortierellales; Mortierellaceae.
AUGCCGUCUGCGCCUCCCAGCUGGAAGGCGACAUUCAGCAAUGUGCCGCCCUUGACAAAGUCCGUCUCGACCGCCAUGACCAUCAUGACUGCCCUUGGGCUCAUGGUUCGCGUCAGAGACUUACUCAUCCGUACCCACAACGGCGACGUCGGUGUCGCCGACGGCAAUGUCGUCAUUGUGGUUCCUGGCUCUGAUGCCGAUUUCUUAUCCUUGAUCGCCCUGGUCCCAGUAUCGGCACCGUUCCGGUUUUGGACGUUUGCGACUGCGUCCUUCUUUGAGCGCAACAUCAUCAUGUACGCGAUCAACACAUUUAUUCUUUUGGGAUGCGGUAAAUAUCUCGAGCGCGCAUGGGGAUCACGCGAGUUGUUCAAGUACCUAAGCAUCACCAGUGUCGGCACCAUGCUCGGGAUCUAUUUCACCUGUGUGUUUGAGUAUGUUGUUCGCAGCAACGACGCUCUCCUAUAUGAUACACAGGCGUAUGGAUUGACAGGAGUGGUCGCGGGAUUCUUGAUUGGAUUCAAGCAGCUUGUACCUGAGCACCUCGUCACUGUCUGGGGCGUCUUUUCCAUCCGUUCGCUGCCGCUGUUGUUCGCGAUUGUGAUGUUUUUGGGCGCGUUUGUCACGCAUACACAGAUUGAACUCUUGAUGGCAAUCUACGGCCUGUUCAUUUCAUGGAUUUAUACCCGCUUCUUGAAAGUCCAGGAUGGCAUUCGUGGAGACCGCAGCGAGACCUUUUCCUUUGCCUCCUUCUUCCCUGAGUUCAUACAGCCACCGGUGAAGGCGGUGUCAAACUUUUUCUUUGGGAUCCUGGUCAAACUGCAAAUCUGCUCACCAACAGGAUACGGCGGCAGUUUCCAGUAUGAUCUCGAAAACCCGCAGAUGGCUGGCAUGGGCCAUACGUUCACCCAACCAGGAAGUCUCCGCGCCGAAGCUGAGCGCCGGAGAGCGUUGGCAUUGAAGGCGUUGGAUAUGAGACUGCAUGCGGCAUCGGGAGGAGGGCUGUCGGUAUUAUCGAGUAUUGGACGGUCAAAUACAGCAGGAAGAGACGGUGCAUCAGGUAAUGUGCCACGGGUGUCGUUGCUGUCACUGUCGGCUGAGCCAGAACCUACAGGGGGGUCUGACUCUGAUGAUGAGAACGAGGUGCUGUUUGAGACCUCAGCGUUGGAUGUUAAUAGCAAGAGUGAGGUGUCUUCCGAGUCGCCUGCACCUGCACGGACGAAACGGAACUCUGAUGGGGGCUUUGUGGAGACAACCAUUCCGGAGUAA